Molecule: messenger RNA, 2791 nt
Organism: Mustela lutreola (European mink)
Lineage: Eukaryota; Metazoa; Chordata; Mammalia; Carnivora; Mustelidae
Gene: DTX3L
Product: deltex E3 ubiquitin ligase 3L
Exons: 5
Coding region: 194-2209 (671 amino acids)
Biological process (GO): protein ubiquitination; Notch signaling pathway
Source: RefSeq, a predicted model, not a curated record
AGGAAGGUAGAGCCCAGAAGUGCCCAGUCAGCGAUCUGGUCUGACCACAUUUUAAAGUUGAUGCUUUCUGGUAUCCUGAUCCUAACUCAAAUUUCUCAGCUCUGGGAAGGACACCUUUCCCUCCCGCCAGACACUUGUAUACUCUUGUCAUUAAGCUAAAGAAAGAGUCUUGAAGAAAGAAAAUCAUCAGAUUAUGGUUGAAAACAAACUUGUGACUAUUUUUCUGGAACCCACUAAGAAUCCAAUGGAGAAGAAUGCAAGACCCAGAACAUCUUUUUUGCCACAGUCACAGGAACGGGUCAGGUCUGGUGAGAAGCAUCAAAACGCAGAACAUAUUCCUGAUGUUAUGGAUUCCUGUCUGCAAAAGAUCUUUCUUAGCGUCACAGCAGACCUGAACUGUAAGCUGUUCUCUAAAGAGCAAAGGGAACACAUAACCACUAUGUGCCCCAAGGUCAAAAAGAUGGAAGGGGACGAUGGAAUUGAGAAGGUGUGCGGCACCUUCAGAGAUAUUGAAAAAAUAUAUCACUUCUUGAAUAAGCAACUCCAAGAAAGUGGGUGCAAAUUUGAAUCUUCCCCUUUGACAAUGGAGAGGAAGCCACUCCAUCAGCAGAACCAGAAGAACAGCUGUAUUUCUCCCUUGGAACCAAAAACCAAGGCAGAAGACGAAAGCCACCGUCUUGAAAUUCCCUUGCCUUUCUUUGAGUAUUUCCAGUAUACCUAUCCUGAUAAAAUAGACUCGAUACAGAAAAGAUUUGGUGUAAAAAUUAAAAUAAUAACUCAGGAGAGUUCUCCGAAUACUGUCUAUUUAGACUUCACCUCCAAUCCAUCAAGUGAUCUCCAAGCCGCUAGAGAGUCUUUUAUCAGUGAAUUUCAGAAAACCGUGGGAUCUCUGGAGCAGAAAUGUGUUGCUUUUGCAGACACUGAACAGACCAAUGAGAUCAAACAGAAACUGAAUCAACGAUUUACAAAGCUCCCUAUAAAGGAGAAAGGAAGAGAAUUAACUCUCCUUGGGACCCAAGAUGACAUUUUCGCUGCCAGAUAUUUUUUUGACCUAAAAGCCUCUGAAAGUCUUGUCAUGGGACCUGUGAAAAUAUCGACUCCCACAUGCCUGAUGAAUAGAAUUGAAGUUGACACAGCUCACUAUAUGCUUGUAAAAGCUGAAUUACUCCAGGAGAUGACAGAAUUAGAAGAAAAGUACGAUACUCGUUGUGAGGUUUGGGGAGACAGUAAUAAAAUCCACAUUCUCUUUGAACCUAAGGACAAGGAAUUCGAUCUGUCUGCCCAUGCUUAUUCCAGUUUCAUCGAUGCCUAUCAAUAUGUGUCAAGUCAGCUGAUGAGAGAAGUUCUUUCACUGAAACCUCUGGGCAAAGAGAGAAAGCACUUACAUCAGAACAAGUUUGCAGAUGACUUCAGAGAAAACCAUCCGCAUGUACACUUUGUACUAAAUCAAGAGUCAAUGACUUUGACUGGGUUGCCAAAUCACCUUGCAAAGGCAAAGCAGUAUAUCUUUAAAAAAGUGGGAAUGUCCCUGUUAGCUGGAGAUCAAAAGAAUGAGGACCAAGAAACACGCGUGGACAUUGAUAGUAAUGACUCAAAAGUAGCUCUCUCGACAUUCCAGCACUCUGCCAGUUCCGGGGCGUCAGGAGGGGAGAAGGAAGAGGACAUAUGUAGCAUCUGUAUUGACAUCAUUAGAGACAAACAAGUGCUAUCGAAGUGCAAGCACGCAUUCUGCACCUCUUGUAUUAACAAAGCUUUUUCCUAUAAGCCGGUCUGUCCUGUGUGCCAGACUUGCUAUGGUAUCCAGAAAGGCAAUCAGCCAGAGGGAACCAUGACUGUUACCGUCCUAAAAGACUCACUUCCAGGUUAUGAAUCCUGUGGCUCCAUUAUGAUUACUUAUAAUAUGAAAGGAGGCAUACAAACAAAAGAGCACCCAAACCCAGGAAAGAAAUACAAUGGAUUACAACGAAGAGCUUACUUGCCUGAUAAUGAGGAAGGAAAUGAGGUUUUGAGACUGCUUCGUAGAGCCUUUGAUCAAAAGCUGAUUUUCACAGUGGGGGAUUCUCGAAUGCUAGGAAUCUCCAAUGUCAUUACAUGGAAUGAUAUCCACCACAAAACGUCUCCGUUUGGGGGACCACAAAUGUAUGGCUACCCUGAUCCAGAUUACCUGAAACGUGUCAAAUUGGAGCUGAAAAGUAAAGGAAUUGAGUAAGAAGUGAUGUCUUGAGCCAAGCUUUCAAAAGACACAGUUGAAGAAACACUUUUUAAAUUAUUUCCUCUUGGGGCACCUGAGUGGCUCAGUGGGUUAAAGCCUCUGCCUUCAGCUCAGGUCAUGAUCCCAGAGUCCUGGGAUCGAACCCCACAUCGGGCUCUCUGCCUGACAGGGAGCUUGCUUCUUCCUCUCUCUCUGCCUGCCUCUCUGCCUACUUGUGAUCUCUCUCUGUCAAAUAUACAAAUAAAAAUCUUAAUAAAUAAAUAAAUUCAUCUCAAUGGGGCACCUGGGUGGCUCAGUCAGUUAAGCAUCUCCUUCAGGCUCAGGUCAAGACCCAGUGUCUGGGGAUGGAGCCCUGAGUCCGGCUCCCUGCUCAGCAAGGAAUCUGCUUCUCCCUCUCCCACUUCCCCUGCUUGUGCUUGCGCUCUCUCUCUCUUUCUCUCUCUCUGUCAAAUAAAUAAAUCUUAAAAAAAAUUUUUGUUUGUCUCAAGAAGUGGUCUGUGUAAGAGUGAGAAUGUGCUAGUCUAUCAUUUCUGGAAUGUUACUUUUAAUGGAAGAUAAAAGCUCCAAAUAUUUGUGUGA